AUGAACUGGAACGUGUCCUCCAACCGGCAGAUGCAUCACACAGACAAGUUCUACACCCCAGAACUGAUCUUGAGGAGAGGCCAACCCUUCAAUAUCUCAUUGACCUUCAAUGGAAAUGUGGGUUCUGAACAAAAUCUGGCGUUUGAAGUCUCCACAGGACCUUACCCCUCAGAGUCUGCCAGGACGAGGGCCGUGUUUCCACUCUCCAAUGGAAUAAGCAACAGUUGGAGUGCAGCGCUCCAGGGCAACCAAAACAACACUCUGACCAUCACAAUGUCCAGUCCUGCCAAUGCACCCAUAGGACGCUACACAAUGAACGUUCAGAGCUCCACCUUCUCUAUGAAUCUUGGGACAUUCGUACUCCUUUUUAACCCUUGGCUGCAAGCCGAUGGUGUCUUUAUGAGUAACGCUGCUGAGAGAGAGGAAUACGUUCAGCAAGAUGCUGGUAUCAUCUAUGUGGGAAGCACAAAUCGCAUUGGCAUGGUUGGCUGGAACUUUGGACAGUUUGAGCAGGAUAUUUUGAACAUUUGCCUCACAGUCCUUGAUAGAAGUCUGAAUUUCCGCCGUGACGCUGCUACUGAUGUGGCCCGCAGAAAUGACCCCAAAUAUGUUGGCCGUGUGCUGAGUGCAAUGGUUAAUGGCAAUGAUGACAAUGGUGUCCUUGCUGGAAAUUGGAGUGGCAGCUAUACAGGUGGCUUGGAUCCAAGGAACUGGAAUGGCAGUGUGGAGAUCCUCAAAGAAUGGAAAAGAUCUAACUUCAAACCCGUGCGCUUUGGGCAGUGCUGGGUGUUUGCUGGGACCCUCAAUACAGUGUUGCGGUCUCUUGGGAUUCCCUCCCGAGUGAUCACCAACUUCAACUCGGCUCAUGACACAGACCGAAACCUCAGUGUGGAUGUGUACUAUGACCCCAUGGGAAAUCCCCUGGACAAAGGCAGUGACAGUGUAUGGAAUUUCCAUGUCUGGAAUGAAGCCUGGUUUGCCCGGACAGACGUGGGACCCGCCUACAGUGGAUGGCAGGUGUUGGACGCGACUCCUCAGGAAAGGAGCCAAGGGGUGUUCCAGUGUGGCCCUGCCUCAGUCAUCGGGGUCCGAGAGGGUGACGUGGACCUGGACUUUGACAUGCCCUUCGUUUUUGCGGAAGUCAAUGCUGACCGCAUCACCUGGAUCUACGAUAAUAGAAGCAACACUCAGAAGAAGAAUUCCUCGGAUACGUAUUCUGUGGGCAAGUACAUCAGCACCAAGGCCGUGGGCAGCAACUCCCGAAUGGACAUCACGGAAAAAUACAAAUACCCUGAAGGUUCACCUCAGGAAAGACAAGUUUUCGAUAAGGCUUUGGGAAAACUUAAACCCAACCGGUUGUUCAACCCAACAUCCUCAGGGGGCUUCGAGAGAGGGGAGCGGGAGCCCAGCAUCUCUGGAAAGUUCAAGGUCACUGGCAUUCUGGCAGUGGGCCAGGAAGUCAACCUGGCCCUGAUCCUGAAGAACCUGACAAGUGACAUGAAGACUGUGAUGGUGCACAUGACAGCCUGGACCAUCGUCUACAAUGGCACACUUGUACAUGAGGUGUGGAAGGACUCUGUCACUAUAUCCAUGGACCCUGAAGAAGAAACACAGUACCCUGUGAAGAUCCCAUAUGCUGAGUAUGAGAAGCAUCUGAAAGCCGACAACAUGAUCCGUAUCACAGCCGUGUGCAAGGUCCCCGACGAGGGCGAGGUGGUAGUGGGGCGAGACGUCAUCCUGGACAACCCUGCCCUGACCUUGGAGGUGCUGGACGAGGCGAGAGUGCAGAAGCCCGUCAAUGUGCAGAUGCUCUUCUCUAACCCCCUGGAUGAACCUGUGAAGAACUGUGUGCUGAUGGUGGAGGGAAGCGGCCUGCUGAGGGGCAACCUCAAAAUAGACGUGCCAACCCUGCGCCCCAAGGAGCGGUCCCGGGUCCGUUUUGAGAUCCUGCCCACCCGGAGUGGCACCAAACAACUGCUUGCUGACUUCUCCUGCAACAAAUUCCCUGCAAUCAAAGCCAUGCUGUCCAUCGAUGUGGCCGAGUGA
Messenger RNA from Chrysochloris asiatica (Cape golden mole), 2046 nucleotides. RefSeq names its product transglutaminase 3 (gene TGM3). The coding region runs from base 1 to 2046 and encodes 681 amino acids. Gene Ontology annotation, biological process: peptide cross-linking. Lineage: Eukaryota; Metazoa; Chordata; Mammalia; Afrosoricida; Chrysochloridae. Gene Ontology annotation, molecular function: protein-glutamine gamma-glutamyltransferase activity. The record is from RefSeq and is a predicted model, not a curated record. The transcript has 12 exons.